AUUUCUGGGGAAAACCUUUAUUUACGGAUUGUAAACAAAAAAUUCUUUUACAAAAAUAUUUCAUUAGCGGUAUUAGAAUGUCUUACUUAGUGAAUUUCAGUAAUGACACUGCCAAGCAAAUACUCAUUGAAAUCAUACGCACAGUGAAUCAGCCAGAGAACUCCAAGAAAUUGUCUGAAGCUAAAGCUUCAGCUGGGAAAGAAAUGUUGCUAAUGAUGCAGCACGUCUUUCCACUGGUUAUGCAAUUGCAAACGGAUGUAAUUAAAACUUAUGGUUUUCCUGGAAAUCGUGAGGGACUUGUCCAGUUCUCGCAAUUGGUGCGCGAAAUGGAACGUGAGGAUGUGGAAAUCGCAAGAUUGCGUAGCCAAAUUAGAGCCAUCUACUUGCCGCCCAUAGCUAUAAAUACAACUAAUGAUAUAUUGAUAUGAGCAAAGAUUGUUUCACUAACAAGACUGAAACCAAAAUAUGUAUUAACUAAAAUUGUACGCUCAAUAACAAGCGUUAAGCACAAUAAUGCAUUUACCUAAAGACACCUGCUUAUAUAUAUAAAUUAUAUAAUAUAUACAAGAAAUAUUAAUAUAGUUUAAGUUGUGACAA
Messenger RNA from Bactrocera neohumeralis, 597 nucleotides. Its product is annotated as protein C10. The record is from RefSeq and is a predicted model, not a curated record. The coding region runs from base 78 to 428 and encodes 116 amino acids. NCBI's taxonomy places the organism in Eukaryota, Metazoa, Arthropoda, Insecta, Diptera, Tephritidae. The transcript has 2 exons. Gene Ontology annotation, biological process: post-embryonic development.